Molecule: messenger RNA, 5243 nt
Organism: Cloeon dipterum
Lineage: Eukaryota; Metazoa; Arthropoda; Insecta; Ephemeroptera; Baetidae
Exons: 2
Coding region: 405-1316 (303 amino acids)
Source: RefSeq, a predicted model, not a curated record
CUGGCUGCCUGAGUAUAUCCGUGUUAACCUGAUAAGGAGUUAUUCUAAACUCGACGAUAAACGUGUGCGGUAGCAGCAAAUAUUGCUCCCUCGGCCGCACAUUUUAUGAGUUCGUUAACCUUGAGCACAUAGCUCCCUUUGUAAGUGAUUAUCUCUCUGAACAAUAUUACUAUUUGUGGUUUGUGAAUUUAGUUAGUUAUAAUGACGUGUAUGUAUUACAGUACGAACCCUAUAAUUGACGAAUAAUUGAACUACCCUGUUUGUAUAUUGCCAAUCUCUGACAACUCCCUUUUAGGGACUAAAUUACGGCAAAUACAAUAAAGGCAUUGCAACAAUUUGUGGGGUUUGACUUAUCUCGACCAUUCCCCAUAUUUGGUGACCCUCGACGUACUUGAAAUUUCAACAUGCCGAACGAAGCAAUGCCACCACGAGAGGGUCGUUCAACCUUUUUCAAACCUCCUACUUACUCAUCUCAGCAUGCGGACAAAUUCUUCACCAUUUUGGAAGGAAGAUUCCAGCAAUUCCAAAUUGUCGAUGAGAUUGACAAAUACCUGACGCUGGCUUCCGCAUUGGACUUUGACGACUUACCUGAGGCUGCAGGAAACUUAGUGCGGAAGAUGCCUGAUGCCACUCCCUAUACCCAAUUAAAAGCUGCGUUGUUGGAGAAUCUGAAACCGCAAAAUUACGAAGCUCUCCGCGCGCGCAUGAAGGAAAUUCCUCUUGGAUCCCUCAAACCAAGUGAAUUUUUAGCCCGUCUGCGUGCAACAGCAGACGAGGCAACAUUGGCGAAUCCGAUUUUCAAAGCGGAUCUUCUAUCAAUUUGGCGCGCUGCAAUGCCUGCGGAAUGGCGACAUGUGCUUAUAGUUGAACCUGACAUAGAUGAGGCCGCUAAGAAAGCGGAUGUGCUGCGACAGUAUCAACCUCCACAGGCCGUACCUGCCACUGAAGCCGCUGCAUCAGCACCAGGUCCGUCGUGCGCGGCGCUUCGCACUUCAGGAAAUCCGGGCGAACAGCGCCUCGCUGCCCUGGAAGCUGCUGUGAAUCGUAUGACUGAGAUGAUGUACCUUAUGCAGGUGGAUAGCCCGCGCGGCAACCAAGAGCAGCGCGGUAGAAAGAAGCAGCGUGACGACCGCAGCCGCGAUCGACGUUCCUCGCGAAGCAAGUCGCGCAAGCGACGCUCUCCUUCGUGCGAAAUGAAGCUGCAAGACCCAACCCUUUGCUGGUACCACCAAACUUAUGGCGCUCAAGCUACUAAAUGCCGGCAAGGAUGCCGCCUGUUUCCAACUGCACCUAUUGCAAAUUCGGGAAACUUGUAGAGCAGAAGAACAUUGCGGCGGUUUUCUGUCAUUCUGCUUCACGCCGCCUAUUUGUUUAUGACCCUGAAACCAAAUUCACGUAUCUAGUUGAUACUGGCGCUGACUUAUGUGUCAUUCCACGUUCUCUAGUGCCAGGUACGCACAAAGAAACAGACUUCCGUGUGACGGCUGCGAAUAAUGAUUUUAUUAAGACAUAUGGCUUCACUACCCUGAAUCUCUCCCUGCAAUUAAGAAGAGACUUGCAAUGGUGUUUCUUAAUUGCCGAUGUGGCUACACCAAUACUUGGCGCCGACUUCUUAGCACAUUUUCGGCUCUCAGUCCAUUUGGAUAAUGCGACUCUCGAAGACAAAACUACUGGCAUGACCGCAAAAGGCGAAUGCCGCCUGGCUCAUAGUCCAAAAAUAAAGGUUGUAGAAACCUCCAACCAAUUUUACCUUAUCUUGAAAGAUUUUCCUGACCUGUUCCGCGAUGCUACGGUGCGCCGUCCAGUGAAACAUUCAACAGUGCACCAAAUUAUCACUUCAGCGGGACCUCCGUCCUUCGAGCGCUGUCGUCGUUUGCCUCCAGACAAACUGAAAGUUGCGAAAGAACUCUUCCAGAAAAUGGAAAAAUCAGGCGACGUACGCAGAGACAAGAGUCCUUGGGCGUCUGCCCUUCAUCUCGUCAAGAAGAAAGAUGGGACUUGGAGACCUGUCGGCGAUUACCGAAAAUUAAAUUCUCGCACUGAAGCUGAUCGUUAUCCCAUGAAACACCUGUAUGAUUGCACUGCGACGCUGUCUGGCUGUUCGAUCUUCUCUAAGCUGGAUUUGUCCCGCGCAUACCACCAAGUGCCGGUUGCACCUGAUGAUGUCGCAAAGACGGCUGUGACGACGCCAUUCGGCUUGUUUGUCUACAACUUUAUGCCUUUCGGCCUAAAGAACGCUCCAGCGACUUUUCAACGCCUCAUGGAUGAGGUUUUUGGAGACUUGUCGUUCGUCUUCUGUUAUAUUGAUGACGUCCUCAUCGCUUCUGCUACGGCCGCCGAGCACGAAAGUCACCUUCGUGAAGUGCUCGAGCGUCUGAAUAAUCAUGGCCUAAUCCUUAACCUUAAUAAAUGUGUACUUGGAGCAGAGAAAAUUGACUUUCUUGGAUAUAGAAUUUGCAAGGACGGAAUUACACCUCUACCUGAACGAGUGAAAGUAAUUAACGAGUUCUUACUACCUGCCACAGCCGAUAAACUUGCACGAUUCCUUGGUAUGAUCAAUUAUUACCGUCGAUUCAUCCCUAAUAUUGCAAAAACCCUUGUCCCACUGCACCAAUUACUCUCGGGACCUCGGAAAAGCAAGAAAGAACCUGUGAAGUGGACUGAAGCAGCGAAGAAAGCGUUUGAAAGGAGUAAAACUGAACUCGCCAAAGCAGUCUGUCUCGCUCACCCUAAAGAAAGUGCUCCACUUGCCUUAGUAACAGACGCUUCUGACUUUGCUCUUGGCGCCGUCGUACAACAACUUGUCGAUGAUAUCUGGCAACCACUUGGAUUUCAUAGUAGGAAGCUCAGCGCCGCCGAGAGAAACUACGCUCCUUAUGACAGGGAGUUACUGGCUAUCUACGAUUCUGUCAAGAAGUUUCGUUACUUGCUGGAGGGACACGAGUUUGUCAUUUAUACGGAUCAGAAAGCCCUUGAAUUUGCAUUCACGAAAAAUAGAACGGACUGUUCUCCUCGCCAGAUUCGCCACUUACAGUUUAUUGGUGAGUUCUGCACGGACAUCAGGUAUGUACCUGGGAAAGCGAACAUUGUCGCCGACGCCCUUUCCAGAGUUGACGCGCUGACGUCAAACAAAAAUAGCAUUUCCCUUUUAGAAGUAGCAAACGCGCAGAAAGAUGACCCAGAAAUUAAGGACUACCUUUUGCCAACUAGCUCGCUACGUCUGAAACAAUUUCCUGUCUCCGAUUCUAACGAGAUGAUUUGGUGUGAUACAACGACUGAAAUUGCUCGCCCUUUUCUACCACAAAAAUUUAGACGUGAAGCAUUCGAUGGUCUGCACCGACUGGCUCAUCCUGGAGUGAAAGCCUCCGUAAAGCUAGUGAUUCAACGUUUUGUCUGGCCUGGAAUGAAAAAUGACUGCAAAAACUGGGCCCGCACAUGCUUGGAAUGCCAAAAAUCGAAGAUAACUCGCCAUAACCAAGCUCCAUUUAAGCCAUUUCCUAUAAUUUCAGAACGCUUUUCUGUUUUGCAUGCAGAUCUGAUUGGUCCUCUACCGCCUUCUGAAGGUAACCGCUAUUGUCUGACGUUAAUUGACCGUUUCACACGCUGGCCAGAAGUAAUCCCUCUUGCCUCUAUCACCAGCGAAGCGGUCAUACGUGCUCUCAAAGAUGGCUGGAUUAGUAGAUUUGGUCUUCCAAUCAAGUUGAUUUGUGAUCAAGGAAGACAGUUUACUUCUAAAACCUUCAAGACGUUUGCUGAGAAAGCAGGUAUAGAAAUUCGCCAUACAAAUGCUUAUCAUCCACAGUCCAACGGCCUCAUUGAGCGAUUUCAUCGCACCCUGAAGGCCGCCCUGAUGUGCCAUUCGACGACCUGGUCAGCCGCGCUAGCACCUGUUCUUCUUGGCUUACGUUCAGCAUUGAAGGAAGACCUUGGUUAUUCUGCUGCCCAAAUGGUUUACGGAGAAAGUAUUCGCUUGCCAGGAGAGUUUUUCGUUGAACCUCAAAAUCAGAUGACUCCGACCGAAAUGCUCCUGCGACUUCAAAGUCAUCUCUCUCAUCUUUGCCCGCAACCAGUAUGGCAUAAUUCCAAGAAGAAAUUUUUUGUACAUCCUGAACUCGCAAUUUCCACGCACGUUUUGCUCCGGUGUGAGCAGCGUGCGCCUCUCACACCGCAGUAUUCUGGUCCACAUAAAGUACUGCAAAGAGGUGAGAAAUCUUUUAUUAUUGAGUACAAAGGACAGCAAAAAACCGUUUCAAUCGACCGCUUAAAACCUGCAUUCCUCGAAGCAAUUUUGCCGAAAGAGCAGAAGGAAGCACCUUGGAUAACACUGACGCCUGCAGAAAAUGUGCAGCAACCUGCCGCACAGCAACCCGAUGUGCAGCAGCCUGUCGUGCCGCAGCCCGCCGCACAGCAGCCAACUGUACAGCCGCCUGUCGCACCGCAACGUGCCGUGCAACAGCCGCCAGAUCGACCUGCAGAGCCUGCUAAUGAACCUCAACCAGGUCCUUCGUGUGCUGCUCCCCAAACACCGUCAGCCAGAAAACCAAACCCAGCGCCAAGUGCCCCACAACGCAAAACUGUUCGAAUUCAGCCACCGCCAACCAAGACUCAACCUAAAACAACUCGUUUUGGCAGAACGAUAAAGCUUCCGGACCGUUAUGGUACUUCCUCGACUUCCAGUCUUCAGUCCGGGGGCUGUAUGGUGGCUGCCGAAAGGUGGCGCUCUCUCCUACCCUGGCUGCCUGAGUAUAUCCGUGUUAACCUGAUAAGGAGUUAUUCUAAACUCGACGAUAAACGUGUGCGGUAGCAGCAAAUAUUGCUCCCUCGGCCGCACAUUUUAUGAGUUCGUUAACCUUGAGCACAUAGCUCCCUUUGUAAGUGAUUAUCUCUCUGAACAAUAUUACUAUUUGUGGUUUGUGAAUUUAGUUAGUUAUAAUGACGUGUAUGUAUUACAGUACGAACCCUAUAAUUGACGAAUAAUUGAACUACCCUGUUUGUAUAUUGCCAAUCUCUGACAACUCCCUUUUAGGGGUAAGCUUAUGUUAUUAUAUAUAUAUUGUGUUGUGUUAUAUUAAUUGAGUUAUUAUUUUAUUCUUGUCAUUUUUAUAUAUUAUAUUUUAAUAAUUGACAAUGGCCUUUUGCCUUUUUAAUGUGUUUAGUUUUAACAUUCUUUUCUAUGCAUUUAUGGAAUUUAUUAUAUUAUUUCAGACUAAAUUACGGCAAAUACAAUAAAGGCAUUGCAACAA